CAGCCACUGACUCGCUGACGUCGUUCCGUUGCGGGAUUUUAUGAUUACUCAACCAUCACUAAUAUAAGUAGCUGUUCUAGAUUUCUCUAGACGGCCUGGUGGAGGAAUGAGCCUCAUUUCCGAUACAGACUACCUCAAGCACGCUUUCCGUCUCGCAUAUCUUCGUCACGUCGAAGACUCCCAUAAGGAGUCCAUUAUUUCUCUUGAUCCAUCCUAUGCAUCCAAUCCGCAUAUUCGCGCAGCUGGACUCGCAGACCCUGAAUUAUGGCCUGAGAUCAACAGACCUCCUUCUCCUGAGCAUUCCCCUCCUUCUGAUGCUCCAUUUAAGCCCUUCAGACGAAAUCGGAGUGUGACGGUGGGAGGAACACCCAUUCUUGACGAUGACACGCGCGUUACUGGUCCUGCCCCAGAGGAAGGAAGGUUCCCUGGAGCGACAGGAUUAAGAUACACUCAAACUAUUAUGCCUCCCAACCGAGGUGGAAUUGGGGCUGGAAUGCGUGUAUCUGGUCGUCGACUGACAGCCUCUAGAGCUUCGCCAUUCAUUGCUGCACCUGUGACGGAAUCACGCCUUAAAUUAAAAGUGGACACUGAUGAAGUGGAUACACUACCUACGCCUAUUCCACUCAACAUUGCCCCCGCCACACCUACGUCUGCCGAAUUAGCACGCGUUCAAACGGAGGAUUCCCAAGAGAUCUCACGCCGUCGCAGCUCAGGCGGAUCUACGAUCACCGCACCUACUCCAACUUCUACUACCAACACCAACGCCGCGUCAUCAUCUUCUCCGCAAGUCAUACAACCGGACACUUCCUUACCACCAAUUGUUGCUCCCAAACUCGCUCGGAAUGCGGAAAUGGAGUUUCGCAGGAGGAUGAGAAUGCGCGCUCGAUUCCCCGGAAAUGAUCCUGUUGCUGCCGAGAGUGGUGAUUUUCCCCCACCUGCGGGUCAAAUCGCUCCGCAUCCAUCGAAUGUCCCUCCGAAACCGCUGACUUUUGCUGAUUUGAGUGAUACGGAGAGUGACCGAACCGCGAGUGGAAGUGGGAGUGGGAGUGGAAGCAUGAGUGGAUCCGUAUCGACGAGUUCGGGGGAAUCGUCCGUGGAGGGUGAGGACCAUGGUGAGGAAGCAGAUGAUGCCAGAGACGAAGAAUUUGAAGGGGCGGAAUUCCUUGCACCGGGUUACCCACAACGUCGAAUAUCAAUGAUCGCGUCUAACAACUCGGACGAAUUAUCCGUUCUCUCUGGUCAACUUGAUUUAUCCGUGUCCCAAAUUUCUGGAUCAACAGGGUAUAAUUCUUCCUUACAAAUGACUCAUAACGAACGGGACCGUGUGAGACGAAGCCCUGUCGCUGAAUCGUCCGCCGCACCACACCCCGCAAGAUUCGGGGCGCCUUUACUUCCGCCGCCCAUUGAAGACCCAACUCAAGUCCGUCAACGCCGACCUUUAAAACCAUUUACCACUCCCGACAAGGAUAAAGAUAAAGGACUACCUUUAGACUCAUCGAAUGCACCUAAUGCUACGAAUCCGUCUGCACGUCAGCAUUUGCCUGUAUCUCGAUCGACAUCCCAUGGCGGUACACCUCGUCAUUUAACCCCCAAGAUUUCUAUCCCUACAUUUCGGAAGAAAUCACUCCCACCUCGCAUGGUUCCUUCUUCAAACACCUCCAAUUCCCCGGCCUCCGCCUCGUCCAAGCAACCUCAAGUCAUCUCUGCCCUUUCUCAGAAACUGGCGUCCCUCUCUGCGGGAGGCAAUAAUGCCACGGGAAAAGAAGACAACCCGUUCACUCAUUUUUAUGCUGCCAUCGCUGGACGCGGCAGUGGCACAGGCACCACUACCAACAGUAACUCCAAUUCUUACCAAAUGGAAAUUUACUAUCAUGUCGUCUCUCCCAAAACUGGUAACGCCGAAAGUUGCAAGUACAGAAGGACACCGAAAUCGCUUAAAGUGCGAAUGGACGCAUGUGUGGAGGAAGUGAUUGGGUUUGCGUUGUGGAGUUAUUGGGAGGAAGGGUGUGAGCCUAGAUUGGACGAAGGUGCGAAGAAAUGGGAUGAAGAGGAGAGGAAAGUGAAGUCGAGUGCUAGUGCGUGGUGUUUGAGGAUUGUGGAGGAUGACGGAGAUGUGGAUGAUGAUUUUCCUGUUCUUGUGAGGACGAGUUCGAUUUCGAGGUGGUAUAGGCAUCCACUUGCUGUGGUGGAAGCUACUCCUUCACAAGUAAAAGAAAAUCUUGAAUCGGACUCCAAGAUCGUUCGUCGUCCAUCCAGACUCGUCAUCACGACUCGCGCCAAAUCGGAUUCCACUACCUCGGGACAAGGACCACCAUCGCAAUCAGCCCUGACCAAAUCUCAAGCUGGGUUAACGCCAGAUGCGAUCACGUCCUCUGCACUUACGGGAGGGAAUGCUCCUACGACGAUUACACAUGAGAAGAGUGGAGCACCAGUGUUUUUGAAGGUGAGAGUGGCUGAGACGGCGGAUGCGGCGUAUUAUUCCACUACGAUACAUGUCACAACGGAUACCUACCUGGCCGACGUCCUCGAUCUCGUUUGUAAAAAGAAAAAAAUUACUAAUCCAAAAGACUACGCGCUCCUUCUCGAGGAUUUGAGUAUUUUACUCCCACUUGACAGAACGGUGGUUAGUUUGGAGAGGAGGGAUAAGUUGUGUAUCAUGAAGAGGGCUUUGUUGGAAACGUUAGGUCCUGGAUUAGGGAGGCAACCUGGACGAGCGACGGAUCCUAAUGCGUCGAUAUUUGAUAAGAAUAAGCAUCAUGCCGACUUGCUGCCUGAUGUGGCCGAUUUCGCUUCGGUCUAUAAGAAAUAUACAAUUUAUCGUAAGAUACCCCGGAUGUUUGGGUCUCAUGAGAGGGUGCUGGCCAUUGAUGGAGAUUACAUCCACAUAAUGCCGUCCGCCACGAGGGCCUUGCUUGAUAGUCUGAAGACAUCUUCGUACCACAUUGGGGCAGUCGUCAAAUGCACAAUGUCAAAGAAAGGCUCCGCUUCAGUGAAGCUUAUCGUCCGGCGUGAGACUGGGGAUAAGAGAUACGAUCUGGAAGCUGAGAAUGCACAGCUUGCUGCUGAGAUCGUGACGACGAUUCGGAAUUUACAACGGACGUAUGGGGUUGAACGGUCAGGAUCGCAAAAUCGAUCGAAGAGUCGUCGGUCGAGGACUUCGGCGGUUAUGAUGACGUGAUUUACUGCUGAAAGUUGUUUUUUUUUUUUUUUUAAGUUAUCUGGAG
Messenger RNA from Cantharellus anzutake, 3224 nucleotides. RefSeq names its product stress-activated map kinase interacting protein 1-domain-containing protein. Gene Ontology annotation, biological process: TORC2 signaling. The record is from RefSeq and is a predicted model, not a curated record. Bases 107 to 3178 code for a protein of 1023 amino acids. The transcript has 10 exons. Gene Ontology annotation, molecular function: phosphatidylinositol-4,5-bisphosphate binding. Lineage: Eukaryota; Fungi; Basidiomycota; Agaricomycetes; Cantharellales; Hydnaceae. Gene Ontology annotation, cellular component: plasma membrane; TORC2 complex; cytoplasm.